GUUACAGUUGAAGAAAGCCCUGUUGAAGAAGAAAAACCAGAACAAAUACAAGAAGUUCCGGAAGAAGUUCGGGUUAUUGAAUCUAUCGCAGAAGAUGGUAAACCGAAAAAGAAAACUAUUCGUACUCGUGUCAUUAAGAAAGUUAAGGGUGACAAACAAGAAGUUACGAAAAUUGAAACAGUUCAAGAAGAUGACAAACAACCUCAAACAACAGUUACGGUUGAAGAAAGCCCUGUUGAAGAAGAAAAACCAGAACAAAUACAAGAAGUUCCGGAAGAAAUUCGGGUUAUUGAAUCAAUCGCGGAAGAUGGUAAACCGAAAAAGAAAACUAUUCGUACUCGUGUCAUUAAGAAAGUUAAGGGUGACAAACAAGAAGUUACGAAAAUUAAAACUGUUCAAGAAGAUGACAAACAACCUGAAACAACAGUUACGGUUGAAGAAAGUCCUGCUCAAAAAGAAAAACCAGAACAAAUACAAGAAGUUCCGGAAGAAGUUCGUAUUAUUGAAUCAAUCGCAGAAGACGGUAAACCGAAGAAGAAAACUAUUCGUACUCGUGUCAUUAAGAAAGUUAAGGGUGGCAAACAAGAAGUUACGAAAAUUGAAACUGUUCAAGAAGAUGACAAACAACCUGAAACAACAGUUACGGUUGAAGAAAGUCCUGCUCAAGAGGAAAAACCAGAACAAAUACAAGAAGUUCCGGAAGAAGUUCGUAUUAUUGAAUCAAUCGCAGAAGAUGGUAAACCGAAAAAGAAAACUAUUCGUACUCGUGUCAUUAAGAAAGUUAAGGGUGGCAAACAAGAAGUUACGAAAAUUGAAACUGUUCAAGAAGAUGACAAACAACCUGAAACAACAGUUACGGUUGAGGAAAGUCCUGCUGAAAAAGAAAAACCAGAACAAAUACAAGAAGUUCCGGAAGAAGUUCGUGUUAUUGAAUCAAUCGCAGAAGACGGUAAACCGAAAAAGAAAACUAUUCGUACUCGUGUCAUUAAGAAAGUUAAGGGUGGCAAACAAGAAGUUACGAAAAUUGAAACUGUUCAAGAAGAUGACAAACAACCUGAAACAACAGUUACGGUUGAAGAAAGUCCUGCUGAAGAAGAACAACCAGAACAAAUACAAGAAGUUCCGGAAGAAGUUCGUGUUAUUGAAUCAAUCGCAGAAGAUGGUAAACCGAAAAAGAAAACUAUUCGUACUCGUGUCAUUAAGAAAGUUAAGGGUGACAAACAAGAAGUUACGAAAAUUGAAACUGUUCAAGAAGAUGACAAACAACCUGAAACAACAGUUACAGUUGAAGAAAGUCCUGCUGAAGAAGAAAAACCAGAACAAAUACAAGAAGUUCCGGAAGAAGUUCGUGUUAUUGAAUCCAUCGCAGAAGAUGGUAAACCGAAAAAGAAAACUAUUCGUACUCGUGUCAUUAAGAAAGUUAAGGGUGACAAACAAGAAGUUACGAAAAUUGAAACUGUUCAAGAAGAUGACAAACAACCUGAAACUACAGUUACAGUUGAAGAAACUCCUGCUGAAGAGGAAAAACCAGAACAAAUACAAGAAGUUCCGGAAGAAGUUCGUGUUAUUGAAUCAAUCGCAGAAGAUGGUAAACCCAAAAAGAAAACUAAUCGUACUCGUGUCAUCAAGAAAGUUAAGGGUGACAAACAAGAAGUUACGAAAAUUGAAACUGUUCAAGAAGAUGACAAACAACCUGAAACAACAGUUACGGUUGAAGAAAGUCCUGUUGAAGAAGAAAAACCAGAACAAAUACAAGAAGUUCCGGAAGAAGUUCGUAUUAUUGAAUCAAUUGCGGAAGAUGGUACACCGAAAAAGAAAACUAUUCGUACUCGUGUCAUUAAGAAAGUUAAGGGUGACAAACAAGAAGUUACGAAAAUUGAAACUGUUCAAGAAGAUGACAAACAACCUGAAACAACAGUUACAGUUGAAGAAAGUCCCGCUGAAGAAGAAAAACCAGAACAAAUACAAGAAGUUCCGGAAGAAGUUCGUGUUAUUGAAUCAAUCGCAGAAGAUGGUAAACCGAAAAAGAAAACUAUUCGUACUCGUGUCAUUAAGAAGGUUAAGGGUGACAAACAAGAAGUUACGAAAAUUGAAACUGUUCAAGAAGAUGACAAACAACCUGAAACCACAGUAACGGUUGAAGAAAUUCCUGCUGAAGAAGAACAGCCAGAACAAAUACAAGAAGUUCCGGAAGAAGUUCGUGUUAUUGAAUCAAUCGCAGAAGAUGGUAAACCGAAAAAGAAAACUAUUCGUACUCGUGUCAUUAAGAAAGUUAAGGGUGACAAACAAGAAGUUACGAAAAUUGAAACUGUUCAAGAAGAUGACAAACAACCUGAAACAACAGUUACGGUUGAAGAAAGUCCUGCUGAAGAAGAAAAACCAGAACAAAUACAAGAAGUUCCGGAAGAAGUUCGUGUUAUUGAAUCAAUCACAGAAGAUGGUAAACCGAAAAAGAAAACUAUUCGUACUCGUGUCAUUAAGAAAGUUAAGGGUGACAAACAAGAAGUUACGAAAAUUGAAACUGUUCAAGAAGAAGACAAACAACCCGAAACUACAGUUACGGUUGAAGAAAUACCUGCUGAAGAGGAAAAACCAGAACAAAUACAAGAAGUUCCGGAAGAAGUUCGAGUUAUUGAAUCAAUUGCAGAAGAUGGAAAACCGAAAAAGAAAACAAUUCGGACUCGUGUCAUCAAGAAAGUUAAGGGUGACAAACAAGAAGUUACGAAAAUUGAAACUGUUCAAGAAGACGACAAACAACCCGAAACAACAGUUACGGUUGAAGAAAUACCUGCUGAAGAGGAAAAUCCAGAACAAAUACAAGAAGUUCCGGAAGAAGUUCGUAUUAUUGAAUCAAUCGCGGAAGAUGGUAAACCGAAAAAGAAAACUAUUCGUACUCGUGUCAUUAAGAAGGUUAAGGGUGACAAACAAGAAAUUACGAAAAUUGAAACUGUUCAAGAAGAUGACAAACAACCUGAAACAACAGUUACUGUUGAAGAAAUUCCUGCUGAAGAGGAAAAACCAGAACAAAUACAAGAAGUUCCGGAAGAAGUUCGUGUUAUUGAAUCAAUCGCAGAAGAUGGUAAACCGAAAAAGAAAACUAUUCGUACUCGUGUCAUUAAGAAGGUUAAGGGUGACAAACAAGAAGUAACGAAAAUUGAAACUGUUCAAGAAGAUGACAAACAACCUGAAACAACAGUUACGGUUGAAGAAAGUCCUGCUGAAGAGGAAAAACCAGAACAAAUACAAGAAGUUCCGGAAGAAGUUCGGGUUAUUGAAUCAAUUGCAGAAGAUGGUACACCCAAAAAGAAAACUAUUCGUACUCGUGUCAUUAAGAAAGUUAAGGGUGACAAACAAGAAGUUACAAAAAUUGAAACUGUUCAAGAAGAUGACAAACAACCUGAAACAACAGUUACGGUUGAAGAAAGCCCUGCUGAAGAAGAACAGCCAGAAGAAAUACAAGAAGUUCCGGAAGAAGUUCGUGUUAUUGAAUCAAUCGGAGAAGAUGGUAAACCGAAAAAGAAAACAAUUCGUACUCGUGUCAUUAAGAAACUAAAGGGUAACAAACAAGAAAUUACAAAAGUGGAAACUGUAGAGGAAGACGGUAAGGAGCCAGAAAGUGUUGUUGUUGUUAAAGAGAUACCAAUUACUGAACUAGAUUCUGAAAUUAAAGAGGAUUUCAAAGGAUAUCCUCUUAAACUUAAAAAAACUGUUCGUAUUAAAAAGCCUUCAGAUGAUGAAUUCAUAGUGGAGUUGCCGGAACAAAAAUCUAUAAUUAUUUCGCAAAAAGAGGAUGGAACGCCUACAAAAACCGUAAUUAAGACUAAGAUAAUCAAAAAAGUGAAAGGCGCGAAGAUGGAAAUUACCAAAAUACAAACUACAGAAGAGUUUGAAAAAUUGCCUGUUACUAAAGUUACAGUUGAGGAGUUUAAUGCACCAUUUCCUGAAGUUAUUGAAGAAAAAAUUAAUCCUGUUUUCGAAUUGCCAGAAAUAGUUUCCCAGCAAAUAUUUGAUGAUGGAGAAGAGUCUAAAAUCAUAAAAACCAAAAAGAGAGUUUUCAAGAAACCGAAAGAAAAUGUUGUCGAGGUUACUGAAAUCGAUUCGGUACAGAUAAAUGAUGAGAAGCCGCAGUUUUCUGUAACUGUAAGCGAAGAGCCAAAAUCAGAUGCUGACACAUUCGGACCCAUUUUAACAGUUGAAUAUCCUGAACAAAGUUCCGUUAUUGAUGAAAAAACGUCAGAUGGUAAAAUAAAACAAAAAAAGGUUAAAACGCGAAGCUUUAAAAAACAUAUCGAUGAUGGCAAUGAUGAGUUAAUUACACUGCAAAUUAUUAUUGACGAUGAUAAAGUGCAUACCUCAGUUGAAGAAGAAGUUGUUCCAUCAGAAGAAUUUUUAAUAGAGGCAACACCUAUUAUAGAGCUGCCAAGCAAGAUUGUUGAAUCAGAUACAAUAGAUGAAGACAAAAAAAUGAAAAAGAAAGUCACUAAAACCAGAACAUUCAAAAAAAUGAAUACUGAACAACCUGAAAUAUAUCAAAUACAAACUAUUGAAGAAGAAGGAAAAGUACCUUUUUCAAUAGUUCGUGUGGUUAGUGAUGAAAACAUAUCAGAUAUUAUUGACAUAAGUUUACUAGAUGAUGAAACUCAAAAACCAAAAUCAAAACAUAGGGAGAAAAAACAAAAAUUACAAAACACUGAGUCGGAUACACCAAUUUUCAUUACUACAUUUAAAUCAGUUCAAAACGAAGAAGGCGAAACAAUAAUUCAGACAGAAAAUAAAAAAGUUACGCAGGAUGAAGACGUGUUAGUUGAGGAAGUGCUCAGCGAUAAUGAACAAAUGCCAGAAAGUAUUUCAACUGUCCCUACAAAUGUUCAAAUUACCGAAGUCAUGGAUACUCCAGACCAAGACAGCAAAGAGUACACUAUCAUAGAACCAGAUGAUGAAACACCACAAACACCAAAAACAAAAAAACAAAAACACACAAUAACUUUCGAAACGACAGAAGAAAAGCAGGAAAUCCAAGAAGAUUCGCCGACAUAUUUUGUGUCCGAAAACGACUAUGAAACAAAUCUUAAGAAAUCUCCUAUACCUAUAACGACGGACAAGACAGACAAGAAAACUAGACUAGACGAAAUAACUGAUAUUCCAGAAAUAUCAAUUUCAGAACUAGACUCUACAUUUAGUAAGCCUAUAAAAAAAAUUAUACGUACACGUACAGUUAAAAAAGUUAAGGGUGACAAACAAGAAGUUACGAAAAUUGAAACUGUUCAAGAAGAUGACAAACAACCUGAGACCACAGUUACGGUUGAAGAAAUUCCUGUUGAGGAAGAAAAACCAGAACAAAUACAAGAAGUUCCGGAAGAAGUUCGUGUUAUUGAAUCAAUCGCAGAAGAUGGUAAACCGAAAAAGAAAACUAUUCGUACUCGUGUCAUUAAGAAAAUUAAGGGUGACAAACAAGAAGUUACGAAAAUUGAAACUGUUCAAGAAGAUGACAAACAACCUGAAACAACAGUUACGGUUGAAGAAAGCCCCGUUGAAGAAGAAAAACCAGAACAAAUACAAGAAGUUCCUGAAGAAGUUCGUGUUAUUGAAUCAAUUACAGAAGAUGGAAAACCGAAAAAGAAAACUAUUCGUACUCGUGUCAUUAAGAAAGUUAAGGGUGACAAACAAGAAGUUACGAAAAUUGAAACUAUUCAAGAAGAUGACAAACAACCUGAAACUACAGUUACGGUUGAAGAAAUACCAGUCGAGGAAGAACUACCAGAACAAAUACAAGAAGUUCCGGAAGAAGUUCGUGUUAUUGAAUCAAUCGCAGAAG
This is a messenger RNA of Teleopsis dalmanni, 5815 nucleotides long. Its product is annotated as titin-like. The annotation marks the transcript as partial. NCBI's taxonomy places the organism in Eukaryota, Metazoa, Arthropoda, Insecta, Diptera, Diopsidae. The record is from RefSeq and is a predicted model, not a curated record. The transcript is spliced from 4 exons.